Molecule: messenger RNA, 981 nt
Organism: Entrophospora sp. SA101
Lineage: Eukaryota; Fungi; Glomeromycota; Glomeromycetes; Entrophosporales; Entrophosporaceae
Source: the annotation of a GenBank genome assembly
AUGCAUUUUGUAAAUAAAAAAUUUAAAUAUGGAUAUUCGUUGGAUGAUGGAACUUCAACAAUAGUGUCACCACCUAAUUUGAAAAAAAUUGUUUUAACUCAACAAAAUCCGAAAUUUUUAUUUUAUGGAACAAGAACCGAAAUUUUAGAAUGGAUGGAAAAAAAUAAAGAUAUCAUCAUUGAGUAUGAAUCGGAUAAUUUAUCUUCUUCACCAACACCAUCAGUAUUGUCAUCAUCAGACAACAAUAAAGAUAAUAACUUUUUUGUUAAUUCUCCAACAAAAACUACAAUAUCCCCAGAAUCUACAUUCUUGCAAAAUUAUAAAAACAUUGAUAAUGAUAAUGCAAUAACAUUUAAUUUAUAUGGUAUAAUAUCAGAUGAACUGGUUUCUUGUAAACCUUUAAAUUUUGCAAUUAAUUAUUUAACAUGCUUCGAUGUGUUGUUGGAAAUAUUCCCAACUAAUUUACUAAAUAAAGAUUAUAAGAAAUAUUUACCAAUUAAAACCACAAUUCUACCAUCUGGUAUGGAUUUACAAAGUGUUUCAAGGGAAUUGGAAAAAAGUUGGAAACAAACUUCAUUAAACAAUCAUUGUGACAAUUUAUUAUCGAAAAAAUAUAUACCAAUAAUUAAAAAAGCCAAAUCUGCUAAUCCUUUUAAAGAUGACGAAGAUGGUGGAGAAAAAAGAAGAAAUAGUUUUAGCGAAGUUGCCAAAGAAAAAUCGGAAAUGUUUGAAGUGGAAGAAGACAUAAAUAACUACAGCCAUAAGCCAUUCUCAUUAAGGCAAUAUGGCAGUAGUAAUAAUUUAUUGGAUUGGAUCUCUACAAAACCUCCAACUUUUUAUAGUCAUAAAAAUAGAGAAGCGUCAGCUUCUUCAAAAUCAACCCCAAUUCCACCCGUUGUUAAUCUGCCUUUGUACGAACAUAGUCAUGAUGAUCUUUUAUUAGAACGCGGUUCUUCCAUGAAAAGAAAUAACUUAUUAUAA